GCAGCCCUCCUCCUCCUCCUCUUUGGGGAGGGGAGGACAUUGCAACCCAGGAAGGGAGGGAGUGUGAAGACUCAGUUGCCAGGAACUUGCUGAGUGGCCUGGGCUGUUGCCUGCUACUGGCUUCUCUUUCUGUAGCUCCAGGAACCCCGGGACCCAGGCUGCCCAGCUUCCUCCUCUCUCACAGACCCAGGAAUCUGCAUUGCCAGCCUCUCCAGCUCCCGGGACAAGAAUCCCAGCAUUGGCCCGGCAGCCCCAUGGAGCCUUGUCGGUCGCUGGCCCUCCUGACCAGCUUCUUGGGUCUGGCUUCCAUGCUGGUGGCUAUGAGCACAAAUUAUUGGUUCGUGGCCAUAGGACCCAAGUUUACAAGUCACACAGGAAUCUGGCCCAGGGCGCAGGGGGACCGAGUGGCAGGUUACAUCCACGUGACCCAGGUGUUUAACAUCCUGGCCACACUCUGGAGCCUGGUGUCUGUGGUCUUCCUGGUCCUGUCCUGUGUCCCCUCGCUGUCGGCCCCUGGCCGAGGCCCCAUAGUCUCCUGCAUCACAGCCUUUGCUGCAGCCCUGUCGGCCAUAGUGGCCAUGGCUGUGUAUACCAGCGAGCGGUGGAGCCAGCACCCAGCACCCCAGAUCCAGUGCUUCUUCUCCUGGUCCUUCUACCUGGGCUGGGUGACAGUCCCCCUCUUACUCUGUGCAGGUGGGCUGAGUCUGGGUGCUCAUUUCACUCGCCGGCCCGGCUACGAGAGUUUGUGAGAGACGGUGAAGCCCACAGACCAGCUUGGGGGGCACAAAUCACUGCCCCCCCUUCAUCAGGAGCCAUGGGAAUAACUGCCCCCCACUCCCCUUCUAUCUUCUACCACCCCCCCACCGACCAUUGGCAGCCCCUGUCUUUUCUUCAUGCAACAAAAGCUUUAUGGCAUCUGA
Molecule: messenger RNA, 920 nt
Organism: Erinaceus europaeus (western European hedgehog)
Lineage: Eukaryota; Metazoa; Chordata; Mammalia; Eulipotyphla; Erinaceidae
Gene: NKG7
Product: natural killer cell granule protein 7
Exons: 4
Coding region: 255-749 (164 amino acids)
Cellular component (GO): plasma membrane
Source: RefSeq, a predicted model, not a curated record